Rhinocladiella mackenziei CBS 650.93 is the source of this 1602-nucleotide messenger RNA. RefSeq lists its product as uncharacterized. Gene Ontology annotation, molecular function: DNA binding; zinc ion binding. Gene Ontology annotation, biological process: DNA-templated transcription. Lineage: Eukaryota; Fungi; Ascomycota; Eurotiomycetes; Chaetothyriales; Herpotrichiellaceae. The coding region runs from base 1 to 1602 and encodes 533 amino acids. The record is from RefSeq and is a predicted model, not a curated record. The transcript has 3 exons.
AUGUCAAACGAGGAGUUCACAGUUCGGGAUGCAGACGCUGAUAUCAAAGGGGAAAACUUCCCUUUGGACGACAACAGUUACGUCUUGCCACCACGCACGCUUGCAUAUCGCUUAGUUGACCUCUUUUUAGAUCAUGUGCCCCCGAUUCUGCCUUUGGUGCAUGAGCCGACUUUUCGCAACGAGUUGGACGAAUUAUACGACAAGCGCAAAUCAGCAGGCAUAGCCUUCCGCAGUCUGGUCAAUGUCGUCUUCGCCUAUGGCUGUGAUUAUCUUGAGCUUGACUUGGCUCGAACUUACGAAUUGUCCCAAGAUUUCCACGAACGAGCUACUGAUUUGAUCCUCCUAGUUUGCUACGAACUUGCGUCACUUGAAGUGGUACAGGCGGCUCUUCUGGUGACUUUACAUCUCAACAGCAGCAUGCAGUUCCACCGGAUGUGGAUAAAUACGGGCUUGCUUGUGAGGACGGCACAAGCGCUGAACUUGCAUCUGGACCCAUCGGACUGGAACAUCGGCAUGAUCGAGAAGGAACUGCCUUUAAACAUCGAAACUGGCCACCCAGUUCUACCGUCGGCCGCGGACGACGACCAGAUCCUACCGACAUACAUCGUCAAAUCACGAGAUCCUACACGUCAACCUUCGCAACUUCACUUUUUCAAUUGUCUGAUGCAACUGAUCCAUAUCUCGGAAACGGCACUCUCUUCCUAUUCUACAAACGCCCCGUGGGUGUUGUCUAAACAGAAGAAUAAUAAUCUUUCAAAGGACGAUCCACGAAAAGCCCUCUAUAUCCAGAUGGCCAUGGCUCUUGAACAAGAAAGCAAGCUUGUUGCCUGGCUUGGGGAGCUCCCUGAGCAUCUGCGCUUUGAUUUCAGCAAUUCAGAUCCAAAGCUUCGCAAACAGCGGCGAAGUCUGCAGACUCGUUAUUUGCAUACCCGGCUCAUGAUUCAUAGAAUGAACAUGAUUCCCGCGAUCAGGCCUGACAAGGGGAACAACAUCCUGGGAUGGAACGACAAAUUCGCGCAGUCCAUUCUAAGCUCGAGUAUUCAGCAAUGUAUUGAGUGCUCCUGCGAAUUGAUUGGCUUGGUCACUGAAUAUUACGAACAGAAUACCUUGGAUCCAUGGUGGCUUCUUCUCCAGGUUAUUUUUACGAUUUUGGCCACACUCUUUGCCGUUCGAGCAAGAAGGAACAUCCUCCAGAAUCUAGACGAUAACAGCAUCAAUAUCACUCUCGAGAAGGCCAUGAGCCUCCUGCAUUCUUUGGGCGACAUCAACCCAGCUUUAACUCAGUGUCGGCAAUAUUUUGAGUCACUGAUGUCGUGUGCCGUGACCCAGGGCGCACUCUUGGACGGAGAAAAGGUUUAUGGGCUCAAACUUCCCACGGAUCCUCAAUUUCAGACAACAUCUUUUCCCCACACACGAAACCCCGUUCUAACGUUCCAGCAGAGGCCAAAAUCAAGUAUCCAGAACGUGGUGGAUGGUCAAGCCCGGAACAUCCACCUGUUGGAUGCGGAUCAGACGAUGGCAGACUAUCCUGCAGAACUGUUCGCUGAUGCCACUUUCGGCAACUUCAACUUUGGCGCAUUGGAUCCUACUCUUCAAAUGUAG